GGCGCACGCCCCCCGCGGCUGCCCGGGCAGGCGGGCGCGCUCCCGCGCGUGUGUGAGUGUGAGAUCGCGAGCGUGUGCGCGCUCCCGUGCGUGUGUGCGUGUGCGCGUGUGCGCGUGUGCGCGUGUGUGUGUGUGUGUGUGUGUGUGUGUGUGUGUGCGCCCCUGUGCGAGCGCUAGUGUCUCAGCGCCGCCCGAGUGCGGGGGGGUGUUUGCGCGCUCCGCACCGCGCUCCCGGUUGCUGCCAUAUACCCGCCGCCGCCCCGGCGGCUCCGCGCAGCGCCCGCGCAGCGGGGAGGCAUCUUUAUGGGCUGCCACCAUGCUUGGGCCCUGGGGAUUUCGGGCGAAGGGAAGGGAGAAAGGAGGACAGAGGGAAUACUGUAUUUGCCUCCUUUACUAACCAUAACUGAAUUAAAGUUGUAAAAUGCCUGGGAGUUGAACAUUGACCAGGCAGGUUUUCAAAGGCUUUUUUUUUUUUUCCUCCGAAGAAGUGUUGGUUAAUGGAUGAAUGGAUCUGAUCAAGCUGAGAGAGAAUAUGCUAGAUACAUGCCUUUGAGUGAUAUUUCUGCUGCCUUCAUGCAGUGAAGCCUUUUGCUUUGAGUAAUUCCGAUCCAGUUGACGUCUGGUCAGAAUCAGAGAGAGAUUCACAGACUUCCGAUUUCUUGCUGCAUGACUGCCUUUGCUGCAAGUGCUAGGUUUGCAGCCUUGAACCUGAUGCCACAGGAGAUGUCUUGCAGUACUGAGACUUCCCGGGAUUUUGGAUGCAUUCCUCCAAAGCAGAGUUGUGUCAUGAGGAUUGGAGCUCUGAGGUGGACAGUAGAAAAUACAAGCUUGCUCCAAUAUCCCAGCAUUUAAGCCUGGAUGGUUUAUUAGUCUUCCCCUACUGAGACACACAGUGCUUUUAUUUUCCCUAGUCAUACUGCUUUUAGGCUAGUAGAAGAAAGCCACAAGGAGUCAGAAAGACUGAAAGAAGGAAUGGAAAUGGGAUUUGUUUGCAGCUAGGUGAAAUCUGGGUAUUAAAUUACUGACCUAGGUCAAUGGUAGGGUUUCCCUUCCACCUCUCCUUGGCAUUUAAUCAGCCUGGGUGUCUUCUCCCCUAAAGGAUGAAGAGUACUGACAGUCAUCGCUGCUUAUAAUCAGUAACUCUGAUGCUUGGAGUGUUGGCGAUGAGACAUUUCCAUGAGACCUAUUUAGAUCUCUCCACUUCUACCAGGCUAGUUUUGCAGAACGUUGGGAAUAAGCGCUAUGUCAGAUAUGGCUGAGACUACGAAGAUGAUCCGUGUGUUUUACAUUUCUCACAAAUUUUGGGGAAUAAAAUGUACGCUUGCUGUUCUACAGUAACUUUAGAACAGGACCUCAACAAAAAAAUGCAUAUCUGGAUGCUGCAGACGAUCGCGUUUGCUUUAACAUCGCUAGUCCUUUCAUGGGCAGAAAGCAUCGAAUAUUAUGGGGAAAUCUGUGAUAAUGCUUGUCCUUGUGAGGAGAAGGACAGCAUCUUAACGGUGAGCUGUGAAAACCGAGGGAUCAUCAGCCUUUUUGAGAUCAGUCCACCAAGGUUCCCUGUCUACCACCUCUUGUUGUCCGGGAACCUUUUGAACAGGCUGUACCCGAACCAGUUUGUCAAUUACACAGGGGCUUCAAUUUUGCAUCUCGGGAGCAAUGACAUACAAGACAUCGAAACUGGGGCCUUUCAUGGUCUGAGAGGCUUAAGGAGGCUGCACCUGAACAACAACAAGCUGGAACUUUUACGGGAUGACACUUUCCUUGGGCUAGAGAGUUUGGAAUACCUACAGGUCGAUUACAAUUACAUUAGUGUCAUUGAACCCAAUGCCUUCAGCAAACUGCAUUUGCUGCAAGUGCUGAUUCUCAAUGAUAACCUCCUCUCCAGUUUGCCCAACAACCUUUUCCGUUUUGUGCCCUUAACUCACCUGGACCUGAGGGGUAACCGGCUGAAGCUGCUGCCCUAUGUGGGCCUUUUGCAGCACAUGGAUAAAGUGGUGGAGCUGCAGCUGGAGGAAAACCCCUGGAAUUGCUCUUGCGAGUUGAUUUCUCUAAAGGAUUGGCUGGACAGUAUCUCCUACUCUGCUCUGGUGGGAGAUGUGGUUUGUGAGACCCCUUUCCGCUUACAUGGUCGAGACUUGGAUGAAGUUUCCAAGCAGGAGCUUUGCCCCAGGAGGCUCAUUUCAGAUUAUGAAAUGCGACCGCAGACACCAUUGAGCACUACAGGGUAUUUCCACACUACCCCAGCCUCAGUCAACUCCGUGGCCACUUCUUCUUCAGCUGUUUACAAAUCCCCUUUGAAGCCCCCCAAAGGCACCCGCCAACCCAACAAGACGAGGGUGCGCCCCACCUCACGCCUGCCCUCAAAAGACCUGGGAUACAGCAACUAUGGCCCCAGCAUUGCCUACCAGACCAAAUCCCCGGUGCCUUUGGAGUGCCCCACCGCCUGCACUUGCAACUUGCAGAUUUCUGACCUGGGCCUCAAUGUCAAUUGUCAGGAGAGAAAGAUAGAGAGCAUUUCUGAACUGCAGCCCAAACCCUAUAAUCCUAAGAAGAUGUAUUUGACGGAAAACUACAUUGCGCUGGUACGCAGGGCAGAUUUUGUGGAUGCCACUGGGCUAGAUUUGCUGCAUUUGGGCAAUAAUCGUAUCUCGGUCAUUCAGGACCGGGCUUUUGGGGAUUUAACUAAUUUGAGAAGGCUGUAUCUGAAUGGGAACCGGAUUGAGCAUCUGAGCCCAGAGCUGUUCUAUGGGCUGCAAAGCCUGCAGUACCUCUUCCUGCAGUACAACGUCAUCCGGGAGAUAGAGGCGGGCACCUUCCAAUCUGUCCCCAACCUUCAGCUCUUGUUUUUGAACAACAACCUGCUGAGGUCUUUGCCAGGGAACAUUUUUUCUGGUCUGUCUCUCUACAGGCUGAGCCUGCGGAGCAACCACUUCUCCUACCUGCCCGUGAGUGGGGUGCUGGACCAGCUGAAAUCCCUGCUGCAGAUAGACCUUCACGAGAACCCCUGGGACUGCACCUGCGAUGUGGUGGGCAUGAAGCUGUGGCUGGAGCAGCUCAACACUGGUGUCCUGGUGGACCAGGUCAUCUGCGAGUCCCCGAAGAAGUUUGCCCAGAGCGACAUGCGGGCUGUCCGGGCUGAGCUGCUCUGCCCUGACUACUCCGACAUUGUGGUCUCCACCCCGACGCCCUCCCCGGGCCAGCUGCCGGCCAGGACCACCCCGUCCUCCUCCACCGUGCGUCUCAACGGCACGGCGGCGGCGGGUGGCUCCGCGCCCGCGGGCGGCGCUGGCGGCGGCAGCUCCUCGGUGCCGCUCUCGGUGCUGAUCCUCAGUCUGCUGCUGGUCUUUAUCAUGUCCGUCUUCGUGGCAGCGGGGCUCUUCGUCCUGGUGAUGAAACGGCGCAAGAAGGGCCAGGGCGACCACGCCAGCGCCAACAACUCCGACGUGAGCUCGUUCAACAUGCAGUACAGCGUCUACAGCGGCGGCCACCAGCACCACCACCAUCCCCACCUCCAGCAGCAUCCCUCCCACCGCGGCGGCGGAGGCGGCGGGGGGGGCGCGGCGCUGCCCAAAGUUAAGACCCCCGCUGGGCACGUCUACGAGUACAUCCCGCACCCCCUGGGCCACAUGUGCAAAAACCCCAUCUACCGCUCCCGGGAGGGCAACGCGGGCGAGGAUUACAAAGACCUCCACGAGCUCAAGGUCACCUACAGCAGCCACCCUCUGCAGCCCGGCGGGGGUGCCCCGUCUCCCCCAGCCCCCCCGCCGCCGGCAGCGCCCGGCGGGGAGGACGCGCCGGUGCGCAGCCCCGCGUACAGCGUGAGCACCAUCGAGCCGCGGGAGGAGCUGCUGUCCCCGGUACAAGACGCCGACCGCUUUUACAGGGGCAUUUUGGAGCCUGACAAGCACUCCUCGUCCUCCACGCUGGGGACAGCCGGGUCCACCCUCCCCGACUACCCCAAACUCCCCGCUGCAUACACCUACUCCCCCAACUAUGACCUUAGGCGUGCCCCACAGUACUUGCACCCGGGCCCGGGGGACGGUAGGCUCCGGGAGACAGUGCUCUACACCCCCCCGAGUACUGUCUAUGUAGAGCCCAACAGGAACGAGUACCUGGAGCUAAAAGCAAAACUAAAUGCAGAGCCGGACUACCUCGAAGUGCUGGAAAAACAGACCACAUUCAGCCAGUUCUGAGAAACAGCCCCCCUCCCCCUUCUGCCCUCCGAUCCUCCCGCCAGCCACAGCAGCUCCUUCUCUAGAGUAUUUGUAUUUAACAACCACACGCAAAACAAAGAAACGUAAAUGCUGACCUCCCCCCACCUCGCCCACCUCCUGUUUCCCCCCUUUAAUUCAUUUUAUUGUAGGGUGAAGUGCCUUGGCACAGGAUUUUUCAGCUUUGGGGAAUGAAUAUGAAAGGGUGUGCUGUUUAUUUUCAGUUGUGUUUUUUUUUUUUUUUCCCUUUUCUCAGUUUGUAGUGUGUUUGGAAGUAAGAAACCACCUAUUGUAUACAUUGGGCACAGCACUGCCAUUGUGUGUGUAUCCAUGCAUGCUUGGGGGAAGGUGGCAGGAGGGUCUUGUCAGGUCAUAUUAAGGUUACAAGUAUGAAAGGCAUGGUCACUUUAGGUUUUUGUACAGACAUUGUUUAAUUUUGGUUUUUUUUCUGGUUGAAGAGUGCAGCGCACAUUUUCCCCUUUUAUCCAUGGGCGAGUCUAAAUGGCUUUUAUGGAGAUAUUAGCACACCCCAACUUUAAUACAAUGUUUCCUUUUUUUAAGGAUGUGUUUGUAUACUUUCUGGACUUUUGAAUUAAAAUACAUUAUGAUCUUUAAAAGGAUCACUGUAGAUGUGGGCAAAUCAUUAAAGUGCAGAGAUAUAUGAUCCAUAACUGGUUAGUGAAAAUAACUUAUUGAUGAAAUAUAAAAAAUAUUUUAUUGUAGCACCUAUUUUUAUAUGUACAUUAGCAUUUCUCUUCACUAUUUUAGGGCCUAGUCCUGCAAAUUCUUACUCAUUUGAGUAUGUCUACUUGUGAAAGAAGCCCAAGUUUAGGCCUUCAUCCUGCAAGCACUUAAACAUAUGAAAAACUCUACCAAUGGGUAUAGUCUCAUAGACUCACUCAUUGAGCAAAGUUAGUCACAUGCCCAAAAGAUCAGGAUAGAAGAUGCAGAGCUAUUCUUACAACUAAAACUACUGGGACAUUUAAGUGUUUCCUCUUUUUUCAGGAUGGGGUCCAGAGUCUGUGUAUUGCUUUAAAGUUUUGCACUACAUUGAGAGCUUUUUUUCCCAAAGCUGAUACUGUAUCAUAAGGAUGUUUUAAAUCAUUACAAAUAAUGCUAAUUAUGACCGAAUCUUAACAGACAAUCCAAG
Messenger RNA from Pezoporus occidentalis (night parrot), 5361 nucleotides. RefSeq names its product SLIT and NTRK like family member 5 (gene SLITRK5). The record is from RefSeq and is a predicted model, not a curated record. Gene Ontology annotation, cellular component: membrane. NCBI's taxonomy places the organism in Eukaryota, Metazoa, Chordata, Aves, Psittaciformes, Psittacidae. Gene Ontology annotation, molecular function: protein binding. Gene Ontology annotation, biological process: positive regulation of synapse assembly; axonogenesis; regulation of presynapse assembly.